Molecule: messenger RNA, 1594 nt
Organism: Aethina tumida (small hive beetle)
Lineage: Eukaryota; Metazoa; Arthropoda; Insecta; Coleoptera; Nitidulidae
Exons: 7
Coding region: 464-1231 (255 amino acids)
Source: RefSeq, a predicted model, not a curated record
GUCUUAUAUAAAAAUACAUUUUAGAAAAAUUAAGCUCACAACAUAGUUUUUUUUUUUCAAGUUAAUAUAUCCUCCGUAGUGUAUUACACAAAUAAAAGUCGUUACGAAAAUAUUUGUACAAUGAUAAUAUGUAUGCCAACACUACAUUGUGCUCAAUUAUUAUGUGUUGACUUCACUCCAUAAAUUCGUUAUAAUUUUGAAUCGAUUCAGGAUUGUGGAUCUUUAUUCUAAUUUUCUUUAUUCUUUAUUUAAAUUGUGUGUUUUAUGAUAAAAUAAUUCUUUAUAAUUUUCUAGGGUCAUUGUAAUAUUUGAAAUAUUAUAUUUUCUACACAUAUUUUACAAAUAUUUUAUAAUUAUAUUUGCUAUUGAUACACGCUAUCGAAUAAUAAAAUAUAAUUAUAAUUUAUAUUUGUACAAUAUUUUUAGAAAUAUAUAAUAUUAUCAAAUAACUCAUAGGUCUACGAUGAAUUUUUUUAAUACAAUAAAUAUCAUCGUAUGGAAUAUAUUGUAUUGGCAGUCCACUCUAGGAUAUCAGUUUGAUGUACAAGAUAUCCAUCAAGUUUUCAACAUCUCCAAAUUUGCUCUAGAUCCCAUAGUCAGACCUGAAAUAUCAAUAAACAGAUCAUACCCAAGGUUAGGGCUUCUUAUAAACGAACUUAAGUUGAAGAAAUUUGUCCUUCAAGGGAUCCAUUUAUCUAUGAUUAACUGCGAACAAUUUGCUGAAUAUAAAAACUGUAACAUUACUAUACCAGAGUUGAAUUUAAAUACUGAUUUUAAAAUCAACUAUAUGAUUAACAGUACACCAAGUAAAUAUAAAGGAAAUAUUUCAGUUCAAUUUAAAGGAGUUUUAGUCGAGGUUGGCAAUAUAUUGGAUGGCUCCUCAAUGUUUAAGGACAUUGAAUUUAUUGUUAAAAACAUUAAGACAGCACAUUUCAACGUAGAAAUAGAUAACAACCAGUUAAAAAGUGAAUUUGCAACCAACCAUUUAAACAAAUACUUUCUGGAAUUGUUGUACAAUCAUCAACAUAUUAUAAACUCUCUUCUCUCGAAAGAAUUCAGAAGAAUUUUAGAUGAUGAGACAUUAUUAACAACUUUACAUAGUCUGUUAUUAGACACUGACACAUUAUUACACCAAAUAGAUGAGUCUCUGAAGAACUUUCAAGGUGGAUCCACCUUGACGUGGUCUUGGGGCUCAGUAUCGCUCCACAAACCAGUGGCAGUGGUCAACUAACGGAUCCAACACCGCAACUGCGGUCCAUUCAAAGGAAGUUCUCUGAUCUUCCUCAGAUUGGUGUUGUUCGAACCCAGUUGACAGGGGGCUGGCAUCUUUGCCUGCCCCCUGUCAACUGGGUUCUUAUAUGAAUUAUCAUAUAUCAGAGACAUUAUGGUCAUCAUCUUCAGAUGGAUACCCGGAGAGGGGUUUUUACAUUUUCCCCUCUCUCAAAAAAAGCAGAAACAGAAGACAACAGUAUCCCAUACCAUUAAACCUAUGGUGUUAUGAAUGAAGAACAAAAAACCAACAAUACGAUUUCAGGUAUUGUUUACCAAAUUUAAGGAAAAUAUCUAAAUGCGUUGUGUGUUGCGUUUUUUUUUU